Tetranychus urticae (two-spotted spider mite) is the source of this 1183-nucleotide messenger RNA. RefSeq lists its product as uncharacterized. Gene Ontology annotation, molecular function: DNA-binding transcription factor activity, RNA polymerase II-specific; protein dimerization activity; RNA polymerase II transcription regulatory region sequence-specific DNA binding. Gene Ontology annotation, biological process: developmental process; regulation of transcription by RNA polymerase II. NCBI's taxonomy places the organism in Eukaryota, Metazoa, Arthropoda, Arachnida, Trombidiformes, Tetranychidae. The record is from RefSeq and is a predicted model, not a curated record.
UCUCCCUCCUCUUCCAUGAUCACAAGCAUUCGUAUUCUAUAGUGUUCAAUCCCUCCCAGUCGCAAACCUAUUUCCUAUCUUGAAUUCCUUCCAGCCAUAAGAAUUGAGUUUUAAUUAUUAAAUGUCAUCAGCAGGUGAAAUGUCUUCUACUCUUUCUCCUUCUUCAUUUCAAAAUCUUUAUACCUUUCAUAGUUUGUCAAAUUCAGUCGAACCUUCAUCCCAACAUCAAUCAGUUCAUCAUCAAAAUCAACUACAAUCCCAAGUUGAUCAUCAAACACAGUCAAACUCCAACAUAAACAACAUUAAUUUAGAUUUCAACGAUUCUCAUCCAAGUGAUGCUACCAGUAUUAGCACAGUGUUAAAUAGAGAUGAAAGUGAAUCAGAUAAAUCAGUGAAAACAUUAAGCAAUAAUCAAAGCAAUUACAGUGAAAACGUCAGCAUAAACAAUCAGCCAAAUUACUUCACUUAUAAUGAAGCAAAUAAUAGCUAUGAUAACUUCAGUAACUCUGUAAUGAUUGGACAAUGUUCCAGUGAUUAUCCGAAUUGCAUUCCCAAAGUUGAACGACGAGCUGCUAACGUUAGAGAAAGAAGAAGAAUGAUUUCGAUUAAUAGUGGAUUCGAAGAGCUUCGAGUUCAUGUUCCAACAUUUCCAUUUGAAAAACGUUUAUCAAAGAUUGAUACACUUCGAUUGGCAAUAGCUUAUAUAGCACUUCUCAAGGAGAUAUUAUCAUCAGAAUAUGAUACGAUAACUUACUUCGAGAAAUGUCUCGAUGGACAGAUAAAGAAGGAAAAAACUGAAGGAUGGAAAACGAGUGACUUGACUGCUCGAUUAAACUGGAUUAACUGGGAAAACCUUGGAGUUAAUCCUAAUCUGAGAAACUUUGCCAGCGUCUUGGCUCAAUUUUCAGCCAACUCUUCACAUCCACCUGAAAUAUCAACAACUUCAUCUUCCAAUUCUCAUUAUCAACUUCACUCGAUCAAUAAUAACCAUCACAAUCCUCAUCCUUACCAUUAUCAUCCUUAUUAUUCACCGAAAUACGAAGCAAUCCAAUAAACUGUUUUGUUUUCUAAUCAAUUUUCAACAUCAAUUUGUCAUGAUAAUAUAAAAUAGUAAUUGCAAAUCACUUAAUUUGUAGUUAAAAUGCGAUUUCGAGUUAAAUUUAUUAAAAUUUUCCGAUGAUAA